Molecule: messenger RNA, 1090 nt
Organism: Hydractinia symbiolongicarpus
Lineage: Eukaryota; Metazoa; Cnidaria; Hydrozoa; Anthoathecata; Hydractiniidae
Exons: 3
Coding region: 149-1090 (313 amino acids)
Source: RefSeq, a predicted model, not a curated record
GUAAACCAAGAAUUUAGCAAUUACUAUAAUAUGAGUUUAAAGUUGUUGAUGGGUUUAAGAAGUUAAGAUGUUCAUAGCAGUUUCUGUCAAUGACGGAGAAUCCGGAUAAAGAGUAAGAGUGAAGUGGAAUCUAUACACAAGGUGAAGAAUGGAUGCUUCAACCUCAACAGUUUCAAAUUGUCAAUUCUGGAUGCGUGUUAUAAUCACAUUACAGAUAUGUAUAAAAGAAGCCCUGUUAUGUAUAUUGCACAAUUACCAUCAAGAUGGUUCGUACACCGGCGUUACAGACGACGAAGUUUUAUUGCAUGCUAAAAUGGUUCAAUUUAAGAAAAAGUUUUAUGAAAAAUUGAAAAAGAUUAUUCAUAAAGAACAGUGGGACAUUCUUUGUCCUGCAUCAGGAAAGUCAAACUCUCGUGAUUGGGAUAUAACACUUAUCGUACUUGUUAUACGGUAUGAGAAAAUUAUAUCGGCACCCUUGGGAGGAUGGGGUCAAAAAGUACCACAUAAAAAUGAUACAAGCCUUGCAGCGUUUUGUUUACUUGCUAAACAACUUCGAAAUGAGCUUCUCCACAGUAGUGUGAACGACAUUCAAAAUGAACAAGAUUUUUUAAAAUACUGGAAAAGAAUGGGACACAUACUCAAAGGGUUAGGUUAUAACAACAUGGGGCUUUUUAACGACUUAGAAACAGCUAGUUUGAAGAUGUAUACGUCACUAGGAGUGCAGUUUCUAGAAACCAAGAUGGCACAUUUACAGCAAAGCUUGAGUGAUGUUGAAAAUGAAAAGAUUGAUAAGAACACAAAAAGAAUUGAAUCACUCGAAGUUGCCAUAGCAACACAAAAGUCUCCGCUUGACAAAGUGAUGGCGGAUAUAGAGUCGUUGAAGAUGAUAAUCAAAGAAAUACAAAUUGAUGAACAAAAAAAAAAAAAUUCUCAUGAUUUUGUAGUAAUGGACGCGUUAGAGGUUAUAGCAGAAGAAAUUGACAAAGAAUGGGUCCAUCUAUCAGAAUUGUUAGAUAUACCGGAAGAAGAAAUCAAAAAGGUGCAAGUUCAGUUUGACGAAAAACAACAAAAGAAUGGAAGCUUGUUUUAA